Messenger RNA from Akanthomyces muscarius, 372 nucleotides. RefSeq lists its product as uncharacterized. The coding region runs from base 1 to 372 and encodes 123 amino acids. The record is from RefSeq and is a predicted model, not a curated record. The transcript is spliced from 2 exons. NCBI's taxonomy places the organism in Eukaryota, Fungi, Ascomycota, Sordariomycetes, Hypocreales, Cordycipitaceae.
AUGCAAGAAAAGAAUGUACAUAACCAGGAUCCGCAGUUCGCCCGACAACUCAAGCAUAAGACGGUGACGCCGAUGUUGUUCGACUCGUUCACUCUACAAAAUGUGACGGAGCGACCAUAUUACACGCACGCCUCUUGCCCACAGGUUCGAGGGCCCCAGCAGCAGCCAAGCAAAAGAGCGCACUGGGCGGACACGGUCACGGAAAUCCCAAGGAGCGGCACGACACCGAGGGAGAGGGCCGCCCGCCGCUCCUCGUGGGCACUGGAGCUCUUCCCACCACAAGAACGAGGCAGCAGCCGGGCGUCCGCAGCAGCAGCAAAGUUUGACGCCACGUACGUCGCCCAAGUGGGAACAGAGAGACCACUUUCUUAG